AUGAGACGAACUAUAGUCCGAUACGUUUGCCUCUGCAUAACAAUGGUUCUAAUAAGAGUAGCCCCAAGAGUGAAGAAGCGCUUCCCAACGCUCCAACGGCUCGUGGAAGCUGGCCUCCUAACGGACAGUGAACGAACUAUAAUAGCCAAAAUGGAUGAACGUUUUCCGCGUCCUUCGAAGCAUUGGAUGCCAAUUGUUUGGGCAGCAAGUAUCGUGACGCGUGCCCGGAAAGAAGGUCUCAUACGGGAUGACUUUGCCGUCAAGACACUUAUUGAUCAGCUUAACAGCCUUCGUGACAGUGCGAGUAUUCUUCUCAAGUACGACACUAUCACCAUUCCUCUUGUCUACACACAAGUAGUCACCCUGGCCGUCUAUUCGUACUGCGCCGCAAAUAUUUUGGCAAGCCAAUGGUUUGAGAGUAGUGAUGAAGGGAAAGAUCAAGCCUUAGAUGUCUACUUCCCAUUUUUCUCAACGCUUCAAUUCUUCUUCUACAUGGGAUGGCUGAAAGUAGCUGAAGUCCUCAUUAAUCCCUUUGGGGAGGAUGAUGAAGACUUCGAAGUGAAUUGGAUGAUUGAUGAAAAUCUGAAAGGAUGCUACAUGAUUGUCGAUGAGAUGCAUCAUGAGCAUCCGGAGUUGAUGAAGGAUCAAUACUGGGAUGAAGUCUUCCCAAAUGAGCUUCCUGGUGCGGAAGAAUUUCACGAACAACACCCAGAAGCAUCAACAUCUAAGCUUGAGAUUCCAGAAGCUGAAGCACACCUAACCUCUAAAUUGCCACCAAAAAUCAUUGUGGAUGACAUGGUACGAGCCAACAACCAAAGACUUAAAAAAGAGUUUUUCUGUUGUUAACCUUCCUUUUUCAUUUGUUUUUGCCUAAAUAGAGUGAUGGGAAUGUUGAAAAUGGUCAAGAUCAACCAGGACAGAGUGCAGAGAACCUCGUUGAUACUGUCACAAUGGCAUUUGAGCGUUUCUUCAGGACAGAAGAUGAGCAAUCAAUGCAAUACUUGAAGGAAACUACCCAAGUAUCAACUGCUCCGAGUAGGGCCAGCUUGUCUGAAGGUUCAAAAGUCACGAUUACUGUGCCAGAUGGAAGUCUUGAGGAAGACAAUGAGACACCUGAAGAUGAUGAAUUUGAAAAACUUCGCUUAACUCGUGAAAAAGAACGCCAGGAGAGGAAUAAACUGUUGAUUUCCAACCCUACACAAGACGUUGCAACAACUUUAGAUAUGAGCGCUUUUCUUGAACAAAUUAUUGACAAAAAUAUG
Molecule: messenger RNA, 1262 nt
Organism: Lutzomyia longipalpis
Lineage: Eukaryota; Metazoa; Arthropoda; Insecta; Diptera; Psychodidae
Product: bestrophin-2-like
Exons: 1
Coding region: 1-846 (281 amino acids)
Molecular function (GO): chloride channel activity
Source: RefSeq, a predicted model, not a curated record